AUGGCCUGGACAAAAAAGACAUACCACACAAACACCGACCAGACAAGGGAAGAGUCCAUCGCAUCUUUCAGCUCGGAGCCCUGGUGCGCCAAACUCCUGACGGAUCCAACCCUGACCGUUGAGCUGCCACCCAGCCGCUACCGCAAGCCGAGCGGAGAGGACGAGCUGUUCGCGCACACGCUCAACAACAAAGACAACGUCUCGGGCUACCUGUCCAUAUACAAAACGCCAGCACCAGAAGACGCCGUUGAGGAGCUUACAUUACUGAUCCGCCUCGGCAGCGGUCUCAAUGGCUUCCCAGGCACCGCCCACGGCGGCAUCGUUGCCACACUUCUAGACGAAGCAACGGGCAGCAUUCUCGUCCUCAACAUGCUCAGGGGCGUCUGGCCCAUGAUCCCGGCCAUGACAGCGUAUCUCAACACGACAUUCAUCAAGCCCGUUCCUACCUCUGCUACUGUGCUUGCUAGGGCUCGGAUUAACAAGAUUGAUGGGCGCAAGGUGUUUCUAUCGGCUGUGAUUGAGGAUGCACUUCGACGGGUGUUCCUGCAGCGCGAGCGUGAAACCGGACAGGGGUCCUUCCUCAAGCACGCAAGCCUGCAAGCCCCAGUGCGGAGCCUGACGGAUGGCUGGGCCGCGCUAGGGCAUGCGGUGACGUUACGCUGA
Molecule: messenger RNA, 663 nt
Organism: Gaeumannomyces tritici R3-111a-1
Lineage: Eukaryota; Fungi; Ascomycota; Sordariomycetes; Magnaporthales; Magnaporthaceae
Exons: 2
Coding region: 1-663 (220 amino acids)
Source: RefSeq, a predicted model, not a curated record